AUGAGCAGCUACAACCCCCUAUCCCUCUUCCCCCUGCCUCCGCAGAUCAGCGACCCGAAGCCGGUCCCGAGUGCGCUCGCCGUCGAUGCGUUCUCGGACAUGCUCUGGGUCGGGUCGUCUGGCGGCAUCGUGUCCGCGUUCGUGAAUCCGCUGACGCUCACGCGCAACGUGCAGUUUCCAGCGCACGGCGGGAGCGCCGCCUCCGGCAAGAAGUUUACGGGCAACAUGCACGGCUUGCAGAGUGGCGUGCGGCAGAUCCGGCUCACGGACCGGGAGAUCUGGACGCUGACGGACGGCGGGAUGAGCGGGCGGAAACGCGGGGGCGCACCGCGCUGGAGCGUCUCGGACCCAACACGCUCGCUGAGGGCGAUGGCGCCGAGCCCGACGAAUUCGCACGAGGUCCUCGCCGGCGGAACGGGGCAGAUGAUCCUCGUGAACAACUCUAGGGGAGAGAUUGUCCGGCACUUUGAGAGCCCCGGCACCGUCGUGCACCUCGGCACGAACCAGGAUCGGAUGGUCGUGAGCGCCUCUGGGUCGGGACAGGUCAGUCUCCUCGAUCCCCGGCUCGGGUUCCGACAGGCGAGCAAGGUCACACCCGUCCAGGCGCACACGGGUGGAAUGAGCGGGGCAGACUGCCAGAAUAACCUCGUCGCGACCUGGGGCUGGACGCACAUGCAGGGCCACCCUGUUCCCGACCCGUUGGUCCGCCUGUACGACAUUCGGACGCUUCGCGCCCUCCCGCCGAUCAGCUUUGCGAGCGGGCCGUCGUUUGUGCUCCUGAACCCGAGCGACUCGAGCAAGAUGGUGAUUGCGGGACAGCAGGGCAUGAUCCAGAGCCACGACAUGAGCACGGGGCAGAACGAGUUCCAGCAGCUCGAUAUCAACUCGUUCAUCACGUCCAUGGCCCUUUCGCCUCAUGGGGAUUAUCUUGUGUUUGGCGACGGAGACGGACAGCUGCACCUCUGGACAACGCACGACGUGGGCGAGGGCGCCGAGCUCGACGCCAACGGCAACCUCGUCCUCCCCACUUUCAACGGGUACGACGGCGUCAAGCCCGAGUGGCCGGAUGCGGUCGAGCCCCCGCCCCCGAUUCACUGGGACGACACGACCCCGCUCAACCUCCUCGGCAUGCCGUACUACGAGGACUCGCUGCUGAGCAACUUCCCGACGAUCGACUAUGCAACGGUGUACUCGCCGUUCUUCAACCCGCCCGAACCUAUCCCGAAUUCGGUCCUCAACUCGCUCAACUACCAGGAUUUUAUCGGAUACGGCCAGCUGCCCAAGGACUACAAGGGCAAGCGGUACCAGCUCACGGCGCGGACGGGGGCGGGCAAACUUGCCCUCGGAAAAGGAGCGCUCGGCUCUCGGCGUGAGAGCGAGCCCCGUUUCCGCUCGGAUAAGGACCGGAAGAGGCAUCCCCCGCCCGAGAUCGAGGAGGAGGCGACAAUAGGCGGCAUCCCAAAGUACUACCGCAAGGUGGAGAUAAAGUACAGUCGCUUCGGUGUGGAGGAUUUCGAUUUUGCCUUCUACAACCGAACAACGUACAGCGGUCUCGAAACCGAUAUCGUUAACAGCUACACGAACGCUCUGCUCCAGGCGCUGCACUACUCGGCGCCCGUGCGCGCCGUCGCCAAGGCGCACAUCUGCGUCGAGUGCCAGAAGGAGAACUGCCUGCUGUGCGAGGCCGGCUUCCUGUUUAGAAUGCUUGAAGACGCAAAGGGGACAAACUGCCAGGCGUCCAACUUUUCCCGGGCGUUCAGCGCCACACCGCAGGCAUCCGCCCUCGGCCUCAUGGACAGCGACAAGGCGCCGCACACGCCAUCGACGCUCAUUCAAAACUUUAACCGCUGGCUCCUGUCGACGUUCACGACGGAGGCGGUUGUCGACGGACAGUCCUUCCAGAUGCGCCCGAGCCUCGACAAACUGAGCCUGGACGCGGCGAGCUCGACGAGCACUACCAGCGCGAUCAACCAGGUCCUCGGCGUCGAUGUCAAGACGACCAACACGUGCCUCUCAUGCAAGCACGUGUCGGUGCGCGCGUCGACGCUCCAGGCUAUCGAUCUGGCUUACCCGCGCAAACCGACGAGUGCGACGCCGUUCCCCGAGGCGCUCCGGAACGCCAUCAUCAAGAGCUCGAGCACGAAAGCCUCGUGCAGCAACUGCAGGGCGUUUGCGCCGCUCGACUCGAAGCGUGACCUUGCCUCGUCGCCAGAGGAAAGCCUCCCGCCCGUGCUCAGCGUCAACGCGAUGGUGUCGACGCCCGAGCAGCUCGAGGUCUGGAAGGACCGCACCGAGGGCGGUAAAGUGAAGCACUACCUCCCUCCGCGCGUUGCGUUCCGGACCGACGAGAGGGGCGAGGUCGUCGCCUCGGCCGACGUGGAGGAGGACAAGGGCGGCAUCGUGUACGAGGUUAAGAGCGUCGUGGUGCAAGUCCAAACAGCACCCGACAAGCCCGCGCACCUCAUAUCGUUCGUCAAGAUGCCACAGGAGGAGGACGAGGAUGAACCCAAGUGGAUCAUGUUCAACGACUUCCUUGUCCGUCCCGUGCGCGAGGAGGAGGUCUUCACCUUCACCGAGAGCUGGAAGGUGCCCGCCGUCAUCAUCCUGGAGCGAACCGACGCCGCGAGCGUGCUGUCGUAUGCGUCGUUGCCAACGCAGCUCGACCCCAGUGUGCUUUUCACGGACGCGAAUAUGGCCUGGCACCGGCGCAAGGACAUGAUCAAGCACGAGGUGCUGAGCAAGGACGAGCUGCCGAAGCCCGGCACGCUGAUAUCCAUUGACGCCGAGUUCGUAGCCCUGCAGAGCGAGGAACUUGAGUUCCGCUCCGACGGCACGCGCAAGAUCCUGCGCCCCUCGCACAUGUCGCUUGCGCGCGUGUCCGUCCUCCGCGGCCCCGGGCCCAAGGAGGCCGUCCCCUUCAUCGACGACUACAUCCGCACGACCGAGACGGUGCAGGACUACCUGACCGAGUUUAGCGGCAUCAAGGCCGGCGACCUGGACCCGAACCAGAGCGUGCACACCCUCGUGCCCCUCAAGGUGGCGUACAAGAAGCUGCGCCUGCUCGUGGAUCUCGGAUGCGUGUUCAUCGGCCACGGCCUCAGCAAGGACUUUCGGACGAUCAACAUCUUCGUGCCCCCCGACCAAGUCCUGGACACUGUCAACCUGUACACAAUCCCCGGCCGGAGUCGCAAGCUGUCGCUACGCUUCCUGACAUGGUUCCUGCUGAAAAAGGACAUUCAGCAGAACGACCAUGGCCACGACUCGAUCGAGGACGCGCGGCACGCAUACCUCCUCUACAAGAAGUAUGUCGAGUUCAAGGCCGAGGACCGCUUCGAGGACGUCAUGGACGACAUCUUCCACGAGGGGCACAAGACGGGCUUCAAGCCCAAGAGCGAGAGCGAGAAGGCCGCGUCGGCCGCGUCGGCUGCUGGGUCCACUGCCGUCACGAGCCCCACGACGACGGCCGCGAGCGUCACGGCUGGCAAUGCAUCGUCGAGCGAUGAGAGGAGCAGUACGCCCAGUGCCUUCCCGCCCCUCACUGGACGGAGGAAGGGAGGACAUAACCAGCCCACACAGAGCACGGCGAAUCCGAGGGGACAGUGGACGCCGUUCCAGAACACGGCGCAGAGGAGGUGGCAAUAG
This is a messenger RNA of Trichosporon asahii var. asahii CBS 2479, 3642 nucleotides long. RefSeq lists its product as uncharacterized. NCBI's taxonomy places the organism in Eukaryota, Fungi, Basidiomycota, Tremellomycetes, Trichosporonales, Trichosporonaceae. Gene Ontology annotation, molecular function: protein binding; poly(A)-specific ribonuclease activity; nucleic acid binding. Gene Ontology annotation, cellular component: P-body; PAN complex. The record is from RefSeq and is a predicted model, not a curated record. Bases 1 to 3642 code for a protein of 1213 amino acids. The transcript has a single exon. Gene Ontology annotation, biological process: nuclear-transcribed mRNA poly(A) tail shortening; mRNA processing.